UAGCGGAAGUGCAAAGCUGCUGUGUAAUGCUCCGGUGAAGUUAGCCUCAGCAGCUUCUCGGGUUUGUUUCUUUUUGGGAUAAACUUUACACAUUUUAAAGAUGCCAGAUUAUUUAGGAGACGAUCAGAGGAAGAUAAAGGAAGAAGAGAAAGAUGACGGGCCCAUCAGAGCUUUGGAUGAAGGAGAUAUCGCCCUCCUGAAAACAUAUGGUCAGAGCACGUACUCGAGGCAAAUCAAACAAGUGGAAGACGACAUUCAGCAGCUGCUCAAGAAAAUCAAUGAACUCACAGGCAUUAAAGAGUCGGACACGGGUCUGGCUCCUCCGGCGCUGUGGGACUUGGCCGCAGACAAACAGACUCUGCAGAGCGAGCAGCCGCUGCAGGUGGCCAGAUGCACAAAAAUCAUCAACGCCGACUCUGAAGACCCCAAAUACAUCAUCAAUGUGAAACAGUUCGCAAAGUUUGUGGUGGAUCUGAGCGACCAGGUGGCGCCCACCGACAUCGAGGAGGGAAUGAGGGUCGGUGUCGACAGAAACAAAUACCAGAUCCACAUUCCUCUGCCUCCGAAGAUCGACCCCACGGUCACCAUGAUGCAGGUGGAGGAGAAACCUGACGUGACCUACAGCGACGUUGGAGGAUGUAAAGAACAGAUUGAAAAGCUCAGAGAAGUGGUUGAGACUCCACUGCUCCACCCGGAGCGUUUUGUGAACCUGGGCAUCGAGCCUCCCAAAGGCGUUCUGCUUUUUGGACCUCCAGGCACCGGUAAAACUCUGUGCGCUCGAGCCGUGGCCAACCGCACCGACGCCUGCUUCAUCAGGGUCAUCGGCUCCGAGCUCGUGCAGAAAUAUGUGGGAGAGGGGGCGAGGAUGGUCCGGGAGCUGUUUGAAAUGGCGCGUACGAAGAAGGCCUGCCUCAUCUUCUUUGACGAAAUCGACGCCAUCGGAGGAGCUCGUUUUGACGACGGGGCGGGCGGGGACAACGAGGUGCAGAGGACGAUGUUGGAGUUGAUAAACCAACUCGACGGGUUCGACCCCAGAGGAAACAUCAAAGUCCUGAUGGCCACAAACCGCCCGGACACUCUGGACCCGGCGCUGAUGAGACCGGGACGACUGGACCGGAAGAUCGAGUUCAGCCUCCCCGACCUCGAGGGACGAACUCACAUCUUUAAGAUCCACGCUCGCUCCAUGAGUGUGGAGAGAGACAUCCGCUUUGAGCUGCUCGCACGACUCUGCCCCAACAGCACAGGUGCUGAGAUCCGCAGCGUUUGCACAGAAGCCGGGAUGUUCGCGAUUCGAGCCAGAAGAAAAAUCGCCACAGAGAAGGAUUUCCUGGAGGCCGUCAACAAAGUCAUCAAAUCUUACGCCAAGUUCAGCGCGACUCCGAGAUACAUGACCUACAAUUAAAAACCUUUGUCCUUUUUGUCUCCGAAGCAGAAAAUUCAGUCUGGAUUUUGUUGUUGUUGCUUAAAAAUAAAGUUUAUUCAACAGUU
This is a messenger RNA of Boleophthalmus pectinirostris (great blue-spotted mudskipper), 1488 nucleotides long. It is a transcript of the gene psmc2, whose product is annotated as proteasome 26S subunit, ATPase 2. The coding region runs from base 101 to 1402 and encodes 433 amino acids. Gene Ontology annotation, cellular component: proteasome regulatory particle, base subcomplex. The record is from RefSeq and is a predicted model, not a curated record. The transcript is spliced from 12 exons. Gene Ontology annotation, molecular function: ATP binding; ATP hydrolysis activity; proteasome-activating activity. Gene Ontology annotation, biological process: proteasome-mediated ubiquitin-dependent protein catabolic process. Lineage: Eukaryota; Metazoa; Chordata; Actinopteri; Gobiiformes; Gobiidae.